Molecule: messenger RNA, 1251 nt
Organism: Sporisorium graminicola
Lineage: Eukaryota; Fungi; Basidiomycota; Ustilaginomycetes; Ustilaginales; Ustilaginaceae
Exons: 2
Coding region: 1-1251 (416 amino acids)
Biological process (GO): positive regulation of catalytic activity; deadenylation-dependent decapping of nuclear-transcribed mRNA; deadenylation-independent decapping of nuclear-transcribed mRNA
Cellular component (GO): P-body
Molecular function (GO): mRNA binding; enzyme activator activity
Source: RefSeq, a predicted model, not a curated record
AUGACAUCCAUACCCGAGGCCCGAUCCUCGUUCAACCUCAAAGUGCUGCGUCGGCACGAUGCGUCGAUCGUCGAGAUUGUCGAAACGGCCUCCUUCGUCGUGCUCUACAAUUACAACAGUGGCGAAUGGACCAAAACCGGCGUCGAAGGACCCCUGUUCCUCUUCCGACGUCGAUUGCCUCCUUACAACGGCUUCUUCCUCAUGAACCGCAACGGCGUGGAGAACUUCAGUGCGGACGUGACGCCGGAUGACGACCUCGAGAUUACGCCUGAAUUCAUCAUCUACCGGCCCGAGAAGAACGGCGACAACGAGGUGUACGGUAUUUGGGUGUUUGAGCCCAACCAGAGGAUGGCGAUCGGCGAUAAGCUGCUGAAACUGCAGCAGAUGGCGGAAGCGCCGAGCGAGGAGCAGGUGAUGGCGGCGGAUCGGGCAUCGAGCUCGACAGUGCCUGCUGUGAGCGGGGAUGGCGGGAAGCAGGCGGCUGCGCCAGCGGCAGCGGGCUCACAGAAGAAUGCUGCGAAGGUGGAGCCGGAGGGGAAAGCGGCGAAGCAAAGGGCGAACGGGAAGGCAAAGAAAGGCGCGAAACAGGCAGCUACAGCACCAGCAGCGGCCCCUACAGCAGGAGAGAAGAGCAUCGAUGAUGAAGCAGCAGUGCCAAGUGCAGCUGCAGACAACGUGGGCAGUACCCAAAUCAACCUCGACGACCUGUUCGGCAGCAGUGCGCCGGCACCAGAGAAUACGAUGCCCGAAUCAACAGUCGAAGCCUCGGUUCCAGCACAAGAGAGCAUCUCCGAAGAGCAGGCUACAUCGAACGGAAGCUCGCUGCUGGAUUCGCUCUUCCAAAAAGCAGUGUCGCUCGACACCACCGCUUUAACCACCUCCGAGACGCACAAGUCCACCGCUACUGGUGCCGAGUCAGCAGACAGCAAGCACUCGAAGGGGCUUCUAGCGCUCCUGGGUGGCAACACGUCGUCGUCGUCACCAGCAUCUCUAGCUGAGGCCGCCGACUUUGCUCCUGCUCACCCACAGGCUCCGACAGAAUCAACAAGUUCAGCGGCGGAAGAACAAGUAGGCGGCGCACCCAAGAUGUCCGACUUGAUCGAAGAGGGGAUUCGCGAUCGAAUUGGGCUGGGCGAUGACAACAAGCCUCUGUCGAGACGUGAGUUCGUCACAGAGCUGUUGAGCAUGGUUCACACGAAUCCGGAGUUUGUGACCGAGUUGUACGAGUCGUAUCUUUCGCGUGUUUCUUAG